Molecule: messenger RNA, 1530 nt
Organism: Bombyx mandarina (wild silkworm)
Lineage: Eukaryota; Metazoa; Arthropoda; Insecta; Lepidoptera; Bombycidae
Product: putative inorganic phosphate cotransporter
Biological process (GO): monoatomic anion transport; transmembrane transport
Cellular component (GO): membrane
Molecular function (GO): transmembrane transporter activity
Source: RefSeq, a predicted model, not a curated record
AUGGAAGCUCCAAAGAAGUACAAAGAGCCACGAAAGCCAUUUAGGAACACAGCCUUCAGCAAUGAAGUAUGCGACUCAGAUGAAGAAAAAGGGAAUUUGAACCCUGAAUUCGGCUUCGGCAUUCGUCAUGUACAGAUGAUAUGCAUGUCUUUCUGCAUGAUAGCUUUGUACAUGGCACGCAGCAGUCUCGGAGUCGCGAUUCUGGCCAUGACCGAUGUUUCUAGAAAGAAUGAUACUAACGUUGAGGUUUACAACUGGGACAAGAAGACUCAAGGUCUAAUAUUGUCAUCGUUCUUCUGGGGCUACAUGACUAUGCAGAUACCAGCUGGACUCCUCGCAAAGAAGUAUGGAGGAAAACCAAUACUGCUGGUCGCAUUGUUAGCAAAUGGGUCACUUUGCGUGCUGUUGCCCACGCUCGCUAGUUUGGGAGGUUGGCCGAUGAUAUGCCUCUGUCGAGUACUCAUGGGCUUAACGCAAGCUUGCCUCUUUCCAGCCAGUCACACGCUCCUGGGAAGAUGGUUACCAGCAAACGAACGUACUACCCUGGCUGGCGUUGUAUACGGAGGAGCACAAAUGGGUACAAUCAUAGCCAUGCCGGUAUCAGGAGUUUUGGCAGAAACUGCAAUGGGCUGGAAGUUAAUCUUUUAUGCUACGGGAGGAUCUAUGUUUGUCACUGCUGGACUCUGGUUCUGGUUUUCGGCCAGCUCUCCCGAAGAACAUCCAAUGAUGUCUGAAGAAGAGAAAUAUUAUAUUGAAAUGGGGUUGAAUAUGAGUACGGCCUUUCACAGGGGCAACCGCCCGACACCAUGGAAAGAGAUGCUUAAGACAGGGCCACUGUGGGCCAUCACGGUCUCGCAUAUCGCCAACACCGUCGCUUUCGUGCUAUUUUUCGUCGACUUGCCAACGUACUUGGAAAUGGCCAUGCAAAUAUCUCUGAAGAAUAGUGCUCUUCUAUCAGCGCUACCCUAUUUCGGUAUGUGGGUUGGCAGUAUUGCCUCUUCAAUUAUUUGUGAGAAGAUAUACAACAGAGGUUUACUUUCCAUCGGCGCCUGUAGGAAGAUAUUCAAUUCUUUGGGAUUAUUCGGGACGGGUGCGGGAUUAAUUGUCUUAGCUUUUAUGGGGCCAGAACACAAGAAUAUAGCUAUCGCAACUGUAGUUGCAUUACUUACUAUGUGUGGUUGCACUUCUGCCGGCUUCAUGGUAAAUCACUUGGACCUGUCUCCACACUUUGCCGGCGUGAUGCUCUCUAUAACCAACUUCGCCGGUAGUAUCGGCAGUAUACUAACGCCGGUUGGCACUAGUCUUAUAUUACGUAAUGAUUCGUCGGACAUCUCAAGUUGGCGCAUCGUAUUUCUAGCAACCUCGGCCAUUUGCGUCACUGCCAACAUCAUUUACCUGAUAUUCGGCAGUGGCGAGAGGCAGCCCUGGGAUCGUCCUGAUUGGGGAAACAGAAAUAAAUCAGAUGCAGAGUAUCCCAGUUUCAGCGCCCUGGUUACAACUGAAGAGGUGUUCUACGGCGGUCAGCUCUAG